CGUAUUGUAUGGAUGAGACCAAGUCGUUUUGGUUACCAAACGGUAAAAAACACAGUUGGUUUGAUUGUCAUAGAAAGUUUUUGCCUGAAGGACAUCCUUAUAGGCGGAAUGUUAAAGAUUUCUUAAAAGGUAAAACUGUCCAUGAUGAUCCUCCACCAUGGUUAAACGGAGAGGAAAUAUUACAUGAAAGAAUAAAUAAUAUAUGUGGACUGCGUAAAACAGUUGAUUGUGGAGGCAAAGGACAUGACAAUCCUACUCGAUCUAUUGAAGGGUAUGGUGUUGAUCAUAAUUGGGUGAAGAAGAGUAUCUUUUGGGAGUUACCUUAUUGGGAGAACCUACUUCUUCGACACAAUCUUGAUUUUAUGCAUAAAGAAAAAAAUUUCUUUGAUAAUCUGGUUAACACAGUGCUAAAUGUACCUGGGAAGACAAAGGAUAGCAUAAACUCAAGGAUGGAUCUCCCUUUGUUUUGCAGAAGACCCGAGUUAGAGAUUUCCCAAGAUGGAAGAGUGCCUAUUCCAAUCUUUAGACUGUCGAAGGAAGGCAAAGAAAAAUUUCUAACAUGGUUGAAGACCGAUAUUAAAUUUCCAGAUGGGUAUGUUUCGAAAUUUUCACAUUGUGUUAAUUUGAACAGUGGAAAGAUAUCAGGAUUAAAAAGCCAUGACUGUCAUGUCAUCAUGCAACGACUUCUCCCAAUUGCAUUUGCGGAACUUCUUCCAAAACCUGUUCAUACGGCAAUUUCAGAUAUCGCACUCUUCUUUCGAGAUAUAUCUUCCAAAAUCUUGAAGAUUGAAGAUGUUGCUAGACCGAAAGAAAAUAUUGCAAUUAUGCUUUGCAAUCUUGAAAAAAUAUUUCCACCGGCAUUCUUUGAUGUGAUAGAACAUCUACCUGUCCAUCUCCCAGAUGAAGCUUUACUAGGUGGUCCGGUCCAAUAUAGGUGGAUGUAUCCGUUUGAACGAUACAUGUAUCAUCUGAAAAAAAAGGUUAAAAACAAAGCCAGGAUCGGAGGAUCAAUAGUGGCUCAGUGUGUGAAUGAAGAAAUUUCUUACGUGACAAAUAAUUAUAUUGCACCUUCAACAGUUCAAGUCCCUGAAAAAGAUGUCAACGAAAUCAGAUUCACUUACAAAUAUCUUGAUGUUCCAAUAAUGUUCCAGCAAGAAGGAAGAAUCAGUGGAAAAUCAAGUAGUGCAUGGUUAAAUGAUGAAGAUUAUAAUAUUCUUCAGACAUUUUUAUUGCUUAACUGUGAAGUAUUUGAACCAUAUGAGAGGAUGUUUGAAGAUUAUAUGAUGGAUAACCACCCAAACAUAACUUCUAACGAUAUGACAAGAGCAAAAGAUGAAAAAUUUGCAAUGUGGUGUAAAGAUUACAUUAACAAUGCUAGCAAAUCAUUUGAAUUUCCAUUGUGGAUGUUGGAAUUUGUACAAGGUCCAAAGCACCAAAUCAAGUCAUGGCCUAUGUAUUAUUCGAGAGGAUAUCAUUACCACACACAAAGCCAUGGACAAAAUAAAAAGACAAUGAAUUUUGGUGUUUGUGUUCCUGGAACUACUGAGACCGAGUAUUUUGGACUUAUCGAAGAAAUAUUCAUGAUAGAGUAUCACGGUGCCGUUGGGUUAAAAGCCAUGAUUUUUAAAUGUCAUUGGUUCAACAUCGAUCAAGGAAUACGAAGACAUCCAUCUGGCAUUGUUGAUGUUUGCCCACAAAUGCAUUAUGACAAGUACGAUCCUUUUAUAUUACCAGAACAAUGUGAUCAAGUAUGUUAUGUUCCUUAUCCUCGUCUACGAUCAAGAAGAGAAGAAUGGUGGACAACAAUAAAAGUUAUGCCGAGAGGAUUUUUUGAAACUAAAGAAGUUUCUCAAAAUGCAAUACAAAACAAUAUUGUUGAUCAUGUGAUACCAUCCACUAAUAUUGUGCGAGUCGAAGCACAUGCAGUCCAAGAUGAUUCAAAUUACGAACCGAUGCCAAUGAUUAAUCCAGAAGAUGAAUAUUUAUCUGAAAAUGAUUUUAUCGAUCAGUAUGACGAAUAUUCUGAUUCAGAUUCGCAUUCGGACUAAUAAUAUUGUAUGAAUAAAUGGUUAAAAAAAUAAUGUAUGUGUU
Brassica napus (rape) is the source of this 2091-nucleotide messenger RNA. RefSeq lists its product as uncharacterized. NCBI's taxonomy places the organism in Eukaryota, Viridiplantae, Streptophyta, Magnoliopsida, Brassicales, Brassicaceae. The record is from RefSeq and is a predicted model, not a curated record. The transcript is spliced from 4 exons. Bases 9 to 2048 code for a protein of 679 amino acids.